Molecule: messenger RNA, 1238 nt
Organism: Drosophila sulfurigaster albostrigata
Lineage: Eukaryota; Metazoa; Arthropoda; Insecta; Diptera; Drosophilidae
Product: GTPase Era, mitochondrial
Exons: 3
Coding region: 30-1181 (383 amino acids)
Biological process (GO): ribosomal small subunit assembly
Cellular component (GO): mitochondrial matrix
Molecular function (GO): ribosomal small subunit binding; GTP binding; rRNA binding
Source: RefSeq, a predicted model, not a curated record
CGAUAACUUUGCCAGUCACACUUUACGCGAUGUUUUGUUAUGGUGUAAGAGGUUCUUUAAUAUUGCUUAAUUGCAAUAAAACCGUUUUUGCACCUUUACUUGCGCGAACAUUGUCCACCACAGCGGAUACCAGUGGCAAUAAUGUAGAGGCUAAACUGCCACCUCCUCCAACAGAAGCAGCAAACAGUGAUGGUCAACCAAAAACGCAGCAGCAAAGAUCGCUCCACAUAGCCGUCAUUGGAGUUCCGAAUGUGGGCAAAAGUACCUUCAUCAAUAACAUUGUCAAUCAUAGAGUAUGCCCCACAUCCGCCAAGGUGCACACGACGAGGCAAUCGAACACAGCCAUUUGCACAAUUGGACAGACGCAGCUUGUCUUCUAUGACACGCCCGGCCUGGUGACACAGCGCGAGAUCCGCAAGCACCACUUGGACAAGAGCUUCAAGAGCGCCUAUCGUCAUGCCAUUCAGCACUCGGACGUUGUGGCCGUGAUACAGGAUGCCUCGAAUAGUUGGACGCGUAAAGAACUUCAUCCCACUGUGCUAGAUACGCUGAAGGCUUAUGCUAAGCUGCCAAGUUUUUUGAUACUUAACAAGAUAGAUGCCUUGAAGUCGAAACGUGUGCUGCUCGACUUGAUUAAGACGCUAACAAAUGAUACGUUGCAAGGAAGAAGAGCAGGAAAAAAAUCAACACCACGGGAGCCACAAACAGUGGUCGUAGAUUGUACACCUUUAAGUGAGCGUGAGACUAGUUGGAGCCACUUUAGCGAUGUAUUUCUGGUAUCUGCACUGACGGGCAGUGGGUUGCAGGAGUUGCAGGAUCAUUUCAUUAGCGCAGCUAAGCCAAGACGCUGGGAAUAUCCCGCCGAUGUUUAUACGGAUGCGUCUCCAGAGACGCUAAUUGUUGAAAGUGUUCGUGCCCGCUUGCUGGACUAUCUGCCGCAGGAAAUACCCUACAAUCUGGAGUGCAUGAUCGAGUACUAUAAUGUGGAGAAGCAUGUCGUUUACACCUCGGUGCUGGUCAAGUGCCCUACGCCGCGUAUUGAGCGCUUGAUUUGUGGGGAAUCCAAUGGCAAGCUUCGCCAGAUAACUGAGCGUGUUACGUCGGAUUUGGUGGAAAUGUUUGGUCAGGCGGUUUCCUUAACCAUUUCCACGAUGUCGGGCGGCAAGAGAACAACAGCUUGAGCAAACUAAAAGUCAAGUUUGGUUUGGUUGUUUAUAUUAAAUACAAUAUUGUUUAAA